CGGGAGAUACAAGCCAACGAUGAGGUGACACUCAAGUAAUGGACUUCUUGCUUUGGAGCUAUGUGGUAACAUGACCCGGCUCCGACUCAUCUUUUAGCUUGCCACUCCGCUGAGACUGUUGGGGCGUCUGGUCUGUCUAGACAUAUUCAAAUCAUGUCUGUUAAGGUUGCAGCCGUACUCAAUCGGUGGGUAGGCUGGGAGGGCGACUCACAGCGUCGUCGUCUCAAUGCUACAACUGUUCUUUUUGGGUUCGAUGAGCAACCUCAUGUUCCAACCAAUAUCCAAUUGGUGUCCGACAUGUUGUACGCACUUGUCAUCGAUCUAGAAUAUGAGACAAAGAAAUGUGCGCAGCUGAAAAUCUAUAAGAGCACGACACUGGAGACACAUGCAGCCGUUCAAACAUCUGCUUUUUCCCCAGGACACCAGCAGCUUGGUCACAUAUCACUCCAAUUGCACAAUGGACCGUACACAUGCUCCUCGUCCCGGAGAGCUAGGAGAAUAUCGGAUAAGUGGUAACUUCAAGUCGAGCAUCGCAGCAAUCGUUCCAAUACCUGAGCGCCUCCGAUACGUCGCAAAGGCUGCACGUCACGCCGGCCCCGAAGACAAAACCAUUCGGACAGUUUUUGAGGCUCCGGACGAAACCAUGAAGCUUGCUCAGCUUCCUGAUGAUGAUCAGAUGAGCAUGUGCCAUAACCAGAUCAAGUCAGCCAUUAGAACACAUUGGUAUUGUACUGUCCCGUGGAGUCAAGACGACUCACGUCUCGCCUUUUGUGGCAUAGAUCUAAUGGUUUUCGAAUAUGUUGCCUACGCGCACGUUGCAUCAGUACCGUGCAACACCAAGGGCAGGAUAAUCUUGUCCCGUUUUUCGUAUACAUGGCAAAGUUUGAUAGGCACUUCCAAGAAAAUGUCGCGAAGGCCACAGAUGGCUUCCUCGCCCCUUUGUGUAGAUUACGGUACUUUUGUCCUAGAUGAGGGCUCUAUCAUCAAGCCCGGCCAUGGUAAUCUCUGGGUCAACAUGCAUGCAUUUAUGGCAAGAUUCUUCAAUGCUAAGGCAGAUGAUGGAACCUAUGUUGUUUGUGCUUGUGUUAAGUCAUGCCUCCGUCGUUCGACUGAUAAAAGAGAGACUGAUUUAUGUGCAUGAAGUUUGGUGGUAGGCAGUCAACUUGUGUUUUCCAAUAAGUAAGGAUCUUCUUUGUUCGGUCUGGGAUAUUUGUCCUAGAUUGACGUUUAUCUCUCGAGCUGUGGUUUAGAUGCCGCGACCAUUCGCUUUUUGCAAUCUCUCCAAGGGGAAAGGGAAGGAAAAAGGUUUGGGACCAUUAAAACUCCACUCAUCGAAAGCCGGGAUCUGAGAGGCUUGUUC
Messenger RNA from Truncatella angustata, 1360 nucleotides. RefSeq lists its product as uncharacterized. NCBI's taxonomy places the organism in Eukaryota, Fungi, Ascomycota, Sordariomycetes, Amphisphaeriales, Sporocadaceae. Bases 386 to 1141 code for a protein of 251 amino acids. The transcript has 3 exons. The record is from RefSeq and is a predicted model, not a curated record.